This is a messenger RNA of Fimicolochytrium jonesii, 1626 nucleotides long. RefSeq lists its product as uncharacterized. NCBI's taxonomy places the organism in Eukaryota, Fungi, Chytridiomycota, Chytridiomycetes, Spizellomycetales, Powellomycetaceae. The record is from RefSeq and is a predicted model, not a curated record. The transcript has 6 exons. The coding region runs from base 1 to 1626 and encodes 541 amino acids.
AUGUUUGCGGCAUUGUUGGGGAAUGUGUUGGCGUUUGGGCAGCAGGCGGUGGGGAAGAUGGGUGAUGCGGCCCUGUCAACGUACAUCUCCGUGCUUAGCAACCUCCUCGAGCGCCUCCCAUCGACCUACCUCAAAGCCCUCAACCCCUCGACCACCAACAACGCAGCCGCGCACAUCCCCGACGACGACGAUGACAUGGACAUCGACCCGGCACCCUCAUCGUCAAGCAAGUCACCUCACGGUAACGAUUCGACUACUACUCCCGCAUAUCGGACCACCCGCCCCGGCACAGGUGCGAACCAAUUUGGGAGAAUCGCUGCUCCACCGCGAAAGUCCACAUCCAAGCGGCGGAUCCCUUCCGGAAGCUCGAUAGGGCAGGUGAAAUUCUUGCACUCUGUCAACAGUGAGCUGAACGCGAGGAAGCGUGGGCACGUUCCUCAGGAGCUCAAAGGUUGUGAGCUCAGUGACCUGGUCGGCGUAACGCCAAUACAGAGUUUCCGCCAUGACUUCCUGGUCCAGAACUACAUUGGGGUCAUUGAUGAACAGUCGGCCCUUAUUCCAUCCAAACUGAGUAGCGGGCCAAAAGGAUCCUACACACACAAGGUGGCUGCGUUCAACAAGGUCGAUCACCAACAUCCUGCGCAGUCUGGCAAAGUGGCAGCGCAUCGUUUGCGACGGAUCCACGUCCAUGUGGCAUUUGUUUACGAAUCGCUGAUGUACAUAAUCAGCUGGCCAGCUUAUUCCGCUCGCCAGCUCUGUGAGGGGGUGUGCUUUUCGCAACCCGAUCCAUUCCCGUUGUCUGGGUCCCCAAACACGCCGACCGUCUCCUCGGGCGACGUUCGAGAGACGACCUAUCUUGUUUGCGAGGAAGUGCAGCCAGCCUUGACGUACCAAGAGGCUGUGGAAAAGCUUCUAGACCAAGGGUCAUUUUUUGUCACAUUGAACAUGAACGAAGAUAUCGGUUCCGACGGGCUGAUUAGGAUUAAUGUCAAGAACAACACGACAGAAGUCAGGGCGUACUUGCAAACGUGCAUCCUUCCCCAAAGCACGCAAACUUUGGCUGUCUACGACACUACCGGCAAUAUCUUCAAAGGACGGCCAUCGAAAAUUCUCGACAAACAUCGCAGCGCAGGCGGUAGAGCCAUCACAUCAAACCGGUCCAGCCCAAACCUCGAUGAGAACGCUGCUCUCGGGACUAAUGGCGCAACUACAGCGUUUUCGGGACGCACACGCACGAUGCCAGCGGCUAAUGACAAUCUGGAAGCCAUCGCGACCGCCCUCAUCUAUGAAGAUCUUGCAGAGCCAGAGGAUCACGAACAUGUCAUGGUGUGGAGUCGAGAUGACAGCCAAGCCGGUCCAGAAGUGCUCGUCCGCGACUUCAGCGAGCUCGUAUCCCUACCAGAAGGCGGGUUCUUCAAAGCCACGUUAUCAGAAAUGCGCGCUUUUGAUCAGCAACGUCACGCGGCGCUAUACGACGAGCACUUUGUUGUAGAGAGCACAUUUGUCGGCGAGUCGAUUGACCUCAUAGUGGCAGAUCGAAAAGACAAGAUGGCGUUGCUCAGCACUCAGCAUGCGAUUCGAGUCGCCUACGAUGGCGAGGAGUUUCUACUCCGCCUCGAAGAUUAA